UGAUCUGCUGCAACCAUCUUGUGCGCGCCUCCUCUCGCCACCCGAACCGGCGUUGGCUGUCGGAACUCGUGUAGCGAGUCAAGGCCGAAGAGCGAGCACCAUCAUCCACUGCGGAAGCAGCAGCAUGGAGAAUGGCAAGGCCGUGCGUGCGCUGCUCGCCAUCGUCACCGUCAUUGCCGCGUGUCUCCUGCAGCCGUCGCAAGCAGCUGUGAUGGCGAGCGCGAGCGUGGGGCUUGGCGUGAAGAUGACGCUCAGUGGGCGCCCUGUCACCUUCAAGCCGCCGCUCUUCUGUGCGGCCAUUCCAGCCACAGCGGCUGACUUGCAGGUGGUGUGGCAGCAACCACAACCACGCAAGGCUGCCUCCGCGCCUGCCACCGGGCCUUGCACGACCAUCCAGUUCUUCCAGAGUCGAGGGUGCUCAGGAAAGGCGAUUGACACCCUCGUGAACGGCGAUGAGAGUUCCAAGAAGCUCGCCAAGGGAGUGAAGUCCGCCCGCUGCGUCAUUGAAUCCACAGGACCUGCCAUCGACACCACAACACCUUCCGGCGACACCCCCGUCACGACACCUUCGAGCGAGACCCCCAUCACUGCACCUUCCGUGCCGCGCGUUUUUACCCCCUUCCCGUUUUAG
Closterium sp. Naga37s-1 is the source of this 631-nucleotide messenger RNA. The record is from the annotation of a GenBank genome assembly. NCBI's taxonomy places the organism in Eukaryota, Viridiplantae, Streptophyta, Zygnematophyceae, Desmidiales, Closteriaceae.